UCGUUUGACUACAACUCACAUCAUCCCCAGCCACAAUGGGCAAAAGGAUGGUGGGAGUUGUAGUCCACAGUGGCCAAAAGGAUGGUGGGAGUUGUAGUAGUUCAGGCGUAUGUAGUCAUGCCUGAACUACUCCACAUUACACCUAGUGGCCCUCAAGUCUCCCUAUUUAUUAUUUAUUUAAAAUAUGUGUAUCCCGUGUGCAUGCUUGGGGCAGCUCAUAAAGAUAAUGAAACUAAUAGAAGCAUAUAAAAUGAAUAACCUUGAGCUCAGCUCACUGCCUGCUUUGUAUUGGCUUCUGUUCCAAGCUUCAAACCGCUGUGUCUUCACACCAUAGAGCAGCUCCUCUCCUUGAGUGGUGAAGGCGGGUGCUGAAGGGCAUUUCAUUCAAAUACAGAGAGAGAACUCUCUCCCAGACAUUAAGAAAGAAAAAUGGAGAAAGAAGAGGAGGAAAUGGAGUUGUUGCUGAAGAAACCUUUAGUUAAAUCUAUAUAAGAUGUCUUUGUUGAUAUGAGGGAAGCCGCUAUAAAACACAGUUCUUUUGAUAUGGUAAUGAUUAACUGAAGAUGACAGGCCCUUGGAGGACAUGUUGCAAUAAAAAGAACAUACCCAAGAAUGGAUUACAUGAACUGGACACGGUGGCAGAGAACAAGAAGGAAAAAAUGCAGAUGAAACAAGAGAUCACCUUGCUUAAUGGCAUCUCUUUAAUAGUAGGGAACAUGAUUGGCUCUGGGAUAUUUGUGUCCCCCAAGGGUGUUUUGAUGUACAGUGGCUCUUACGGACUCGCCCUCCUUCUCUGGGCCCUUGGUGGGAUUUUUUCAUUGUUUGGAGCAUUGUGUUAUGCGGAACUGGGAACAUCCAUUAUUAAAUCAGGAGCAAGCUAUGCCUAUAUCCUCGAAGCCUUUGGAGGCUUUAUAGCCUUUAUCAGACUAUGGUCUUCCUUGCUCAUUAUUGAGCCAACAACUCAGGCUGUCAUAGCCAUCACUUUUGCUAAUUAUAUUGUUCAACCAAUAUUUCCAUUCUGUGAACCACCCUACGGAGCAGUUAGGUUGAUUGCGGCUGCUUGCAUCUGCUCCCUGACAUUUAUUAACUGUGUCAAUGUGAAGUGGGGGACCAGAGUACAAGACCUUUUCACAUAUGCAAAAGUUAUGGCCCUUAUUAUGGUAAUAGCUGUGGGUCUUUAUAAAAUUAGCCAAGGAGAAACUGAAAACCUAAAGGAACCAUUUGAAGGUUCAACCACAGAUGCAGGAUUCAUUGCACUUGCUCUUUACUCCGCUCUCUUUUCCUACUCUGGAUGGGACACGCUGAAUUUUGUUACUGAAGAAAUGAAAAACCCAGAAAGGAACCUGCCACUUUCCAUUGCAGUUUCAAUGCCAAUUGUGACAAUCAUUUACCUGCUGACUAAUGUCGCCUACUAUGUUGUGUUGGACAUGCCGGCUCUCUUAGUGAGCGAUGCUGUGGCUGUGACGUUUGGUAAUGAAGCUCUUAGCCAUGCUAAAUGGAUCAUCCCUAUUGCGGUGGCGAUGUCUUGUUAUGGAGGAUUAAACUCAUCAAUUAUUGCAGCUUCCAGGCUUUUUUAUGUUGGAGCCAGAGAAGGUCACCUCCCUGAUAGCCUGAGUUUGAUUCAUAUAAAAUGUUUCACACCUGUUCCUGCUCUUCUUUUUAAUGGUUUAAUGACCUUGAUUUAUCUCCUUGUGGAAGAUGUCUUUCUCCUGAUUAAUUACUAUUGCUUCAGCUAUUGGUUGUUUGUUGGGUUAUCAAUUGCAGGAUUAAUAUACUUAAGAUACACCCAGCCAGACAGGCCACGGCCCAUUAAACUCAGCCUUUUCUUCCCCAUAGUGUACUGCUUAUGCACCCUUUUCCUAGUCAUGGUCCCUCUCUACAGUGAUACAAUCAAUUCCAUUAUUGGAAUUGGUAUAGCACUCUCUGGAAUUCCUGUUUAUUUUUUGGGAGUCUAUUUACCAGCUGAAAUGCGGCCUCGAUGUCUUCAGUGGCUUUCUGUUACAAUCACAAAGUUUAUUCAGAUGCUGUUCUAUUGCUGUCUGACAGACCUGGAUGCAACAGAGUCACAAGAAACCAAAGCCAAGUAGAGUCCUGCUGACAGAUUCUGCACUUGCUGUAUUCAUGUAGCUGGCAAUACUCCUUUGCGUUCUUGGGCCAUGCCAAAGCAUGUGCAACUGUACUGUGCAUCAUUUUGAUGUAUUUUAAUCCGUGCUACAUUAUUAGCCUUUUCUCUGUCAAAUUACCAGUUUAUGAAAAUUUACUUGGCCAAUUCAAUAGCUGGCAAUUGUACACUGUUUUGGUAAACAUAAAGUGUGUUCUAUAGAAGCAAGCACUUAACAAGUGCUAGGUUUUUAAGCUUAUUAUAAUAGUGUUUCAAUGUGUCCAAUGAAAAGCAGAAGUCUGGGAAGAAAAAUGUAAAGUGAUGUCAUGAAAAGAAACUGUAAACAUACACAUUUCCAGCCUCACUCAAAAGGGUGGAUGAAGGAAGCAAUUUUACCUCCAAGGAGUGUACAUGUUUUUGAAGCAGCAUGUAAAUCAUUUCAUUUUAUUCAGUGAGUCAUAUAAUAGCUAUAUACAGUUUGAAUCUAUAGUCUCUUGCAGAUAUGAAGUACAUUUGUUUGAGUGUCUGGAGAAAGCCUAUUCAUAUCCAGCUCUUUCCAGGAUUCCUAGGUUCUGUAUCUCUUCAAUGUGCAUAGGUCAGGGACAGAACAUGCCACGACGGUGCCACUCCUCCAUUCAUCUUUGUUGUGCCUGUUUUGAACAUCUGUAAGGGACUUAUGAGGAGCAACAUUGUGCCAAUGAAUCAUAGCUUUGGGUGAAGAGCUACUUUGGGUCCUUCCAGACAGUAAUAAACUGGGUAAUGUGGGAAGCUUGCGUGCAAGUUCUAAGCGAGCACUCACUCACCCUCCACAGGCUUCUGUCCUAUUUCCCAUCAGGAUCUUACAAUUUGUUCAUAUGCUAAGUAGGGACAUUGCCUGAUAUUUGCAGUGCCUCCUCCUAGCCAGCUCUUGCUUUCCAAGAAUAACACCCUUUCCCCCACUGGCCAAAAAAGUAGCAAUGAAAACAGUCUGGUUUCACUGGAGAGUGAACAAACGCUCACUUAGAGCAUGGGUGCAAGCAUCUCACAUUGUGCAGUUUAUUACUGUCUGGAAGGACUGCAAUAGUACCUUCCCUCUUGUAUCGGUGUUUAUAUCCAACUUUAGAUUUAGAACUGUUAUGACAGCUGCCACUGGCAUGAUAACCCCUGCACUUUUGUCCUAGCCCCUUACAGGGGAUAGGGACUGUUUACUUCAUUUAGUGGGGAGCUGCUGAUGCCUCUUGCAGCAGAAUACUAAAGGUUACUGAAGGGCUACAGGAUGCAGUUUGGAGGAGACAUUUUAAAUGGCAAGAGGAACAGAGCAGGAUGUCUUUGGUCAACAUACCAAGCUUAAGUUGCCCCUUUAACUGCAAUGAGACAUGCCUCUAUAGAGGUAAAGGAGCUCCUGUCCUAUCUAUGCCAAAUAAGUACCAGUUUCCCCUCUGAAUAAGCAAAUACUUGUAGUUAAGUGCAUGAAGCAUACGUGAAAUCUGCUGUAAAACAAUCAACAUUUUUAGUCCCAGUCAAAGCAUUUUAUGUUACAAAACAAGUGCACGCCGAGAAGGAAAAAGGUGAUCUGUAAAUACGUGUCAGUUUUUGAGUAAACUUGGAUUUAAAAUAAAUUGAAUUUUCUUUUGCCAA
Molecule: messenger RNA, 3718 nt
Organism: Hemicordylus capensis (graceful crag lizard)
Lineage: Eukaryota; Metazoa; Chordata; Lepidosauria; Squamata; Cordylidae
Product: Y+L amino acid transporter 2-like
Exons: 10
Coding region: 564-2087 (507 amino acids)
Biological process (GO): amino acid transmembrane transport
Cellular component (GO): membrane
Molecular function (GO): L-amino acid transmembrane transporter activity
Source: RefSeq, a predicted model, not a curated record